AUGGCGGCGCGCGGCGCCGAGGCCGAGGCGCUGUUCGAGGCGCACACGGCGGCCGAGCUGCGGGCGGUGGAGCGGCGGCUGCGCGCCGGCAUCGAGCAGAAGCGGGAGGAGCUGCGGCAGAUGGUGGGCGAGCGCUACCGCGACCUGAUCGAGGCGGCCGACACCAUCGCCGAGAUGCGGCGGAGCGCCGAGCGCCUGCUGGGCGCCGUGCGGGGGCUGCAGCGCGGGGGCACAGCCCGGCCCGGGCCCCCCGGCACGGCUCGCCCCCCGGCUCAGCAGGGUUUUUACGGGGCUGCGGCGCAGCUGAAGCUGCUGCUGGAGGUUCCCGAGCAGGUCUGGGGGGCGGUGGAGGGGGGCCGGUUCCUGCCCGCGGCCCGGCUCCACCUGCUCGGGGCUCACCUGCGCCGCCAGCUGCAGCUCGACACCGCCCGGGCCCGCUCCAGCCCCGUGCUCGCCCGCUUCCCCAUCCUGCUGCGACAAGUGGCGGCUGCCAGCCACCUGCGAUCCACCAUCCUGCAGGAGAGCAAGGCCCUGCUGCGCUGCCGGACAGGCUCGGACCAGGCGGUGGCAGAAGCCCUGUGUGCCAUCAUGCUGCUGGAGGACAGCUCCCCUCGGCAGGCCCUGGCUGAUUUCCUGCUGGCCAGGAAAAUGGCCAUCCAGCAGCUGCUCAACCAGCCACACCACGGUGCAGGUAUCAAAGCUCAGGUGUGUUCCCUGAUGGAGCUGCUCACCACCACGCUGUACCAGGCCCACGCUCUCUUCUACACCGUGCCUGAGGGGAUGGCCCCAGACCCAGCCCUGCCCUGUGGAUUGCUCUUCUCCACCCUGGAGAGCACCACGGGCCAGAACCCUGCAGGCAGAGGAGGGGUGCUGGAGGAGGAUCUGAAGCUCAGCAGCUGGUUCAAGUACCUGCCUGAGUCUGUGGUGGAAUUCCAGCCAGCCCUGCGGACUCUGGCACACCCCAUCAGCCAGGAGUACCUCAGGGAGACCCUGCAGCAGUGGAUCAACAUGUGCAGUGAUGACAUCAGGACAGGGGUCAGGACCCUGCUGGUGUUCGUGAAGAGCAUGAAGGGGCUGGCAGGGAUCCGUGACGCCGUGUGGGAGCUGCUGUCCAGCGAGUCCAGCAGCCACAGCUGGGAGGCCGUGUGCCGGCGCCUGCUGGACAGGCCUGUGUCCUUCUGGGAGGAGCUGCUGCAGCAGCUUUUCCUGGACAGGCUGCAGACUCUGACCAAAGAAGGCUUCGACUCCAUUUCAAGCAGCUCCAAGCAGCUGCUGGCUGUGGCCUUGCAGGAAUUGGAAGUGAAAGGCAGCAGCGGUGCCCUGAGCAAGCAGAUGCAGCUGGAACACAACGUGGCCCUGUUCCUGUGGUCAGAGAGCCCCGGGGACCUGCCCGGGGACGCGGCCUGGGUCAGCGUGGGCCAGCGCGGGCCCUUCGCGCGCAGCGGGCUGGCCAUGAAGGCACAGGCACUCACCCCCUGCGUGCAGAGCUUCUGCUCCACGCUGGACUCCAAGCUGAAGGCCAGGCUGGAGGAUGUCCUGUCCUACCUGCCCAAGGAUGGCUCUGUCCCCAAGGAGUCGCCGUGCUCUGCCUUCGACCGCUUUGCCGACGCGGGCACCGUGCAGGAGCUGCUGCGGGAGCGCUGCGUCAGCUGCACCCAGCACCUCCUGGGCUGCGUCCAGGAGCAGCUCCUGAGUGCCCAGAGCCAGCUGCACCCCCCUGGGGAUGCCAAGCUCAACGCUGUGCUCUUCAUGGCCAGGCUGUGCCAGGCCCUGCCCGAGCUGUGCCCUCACCUGCAGCGCUGCGUGCUGGGCCAGGCGGAGUCGGCGCCCAAGGAGCCGCGCUCGGCCAAGAAACUGGGCAAGGGCAAAGGGCAGGAGGUGUCCCCCGAGCUGGCCAGGUGGCAGGGGGUGAAGGCAGAGCUCCUGCAGCAGAGCCUGGUGGCUUAUCAGCUCUGGAGCUCGGCUGUCACCAAAGGUCUGGUUGAGUGCUUCACCCACACGCUGCUGCUGGACACAGCUGGCUCUGUGCUGGCCACAGCCACCAACUGGGAUGAGAUUGAAAUCCAGGAGGAAACAGAGUCUGGGAGCAGCGUGACGUCCAAGAUCCGGCUGCCUGUGCAGCCCUCGUGGCACGUGCAGUGCCUCCUGUUCAGCCUGUGCCAGGAGCUGAACAGGGUUGGUGGUCACACCCUGCCCAAGGUGACCCUGCAGGAGCUGCUGAGGAGCUGCAUGGCAGAGGUGCUCGCUGCCUAUGAGAAGCUGGUGGAGCAGAAGCAGGAGAAGAGACCAGACAGCUUCCCCCUGACCCAGAGCAGGGCUCUGCAGCUGCUCUACGACCUGAGGUACCUCAGCAUCAUCCUGACAGCCAAGAGUGAGGACACAAAACCCAGCAGGAUCAAGCAGGACUCUGGGAUUGAGAAGGUCAUCGACUUCCUGGAGGGACACAUCGAUCCCUUCGACCUGGACGUGUUCACCCCGCACCUGAACAGCAACCUGAACCGCCUGGUGCAGAGAACCUCGGUUCUCUUUGGCCUGCUGACUGGGACAGAACACCAGUACACGAGCAGGGGCAGCGCGCCGAGCUCACAGGAGCUGCACAACAUCCUGCCCUUAGCAUCCAGCCAGAUCAGGUUUGGACUUCUGCCACUGAGCAUGUCGAGCUCGCGGAAGAGCAAGGCCAGUGCCAGGAGCACAGAAAGAGUCCAGUGGGAUGCUGCCCUGUGACCCCAAGGAGGCCUCAGGUACCCCAGCUGUGUGAGGAGUGUCCUGGUGCUGAGCUCUAGCAGCCAAUCUUUCUGUUGCUCCAUUUCCCCCAGUUUCAAACAUCUGCUUAGAUGGAGCUCUGUGUGCUGGAUGAGAGCCAAGGAAUACCUCACUGCUGUGGGAGGCAGCAAUUCAGGUUUCCUUUACUUAUUACCAGCCCAAUCCAUCCGUGCUGGUCUUGGCAACUGGGACAAGUUGUUGAGUCUUGACAAAGAGGUAAAGGCCUGGUUUGACCAGUGUCAUUUGAGAUGAUCUUCAGCUUGCAGCUCUUCACUAUCUGGGCCCAGCAAAGGGGUGUUUAAAGCCCAGAAUUCCCAGUAAAGGUAUUCCUUACCUCUCACAGCUCAGCUGGACUAGAGCAUAGCAGUGUGCAGUGAUGUCUGCCUCGUUCUGUCACUCCCCUCAGCUCUGUGCUGUGCUCAGCACACCCAUGGCCUGUGCUAGCCACACUUCCCAGGAUCCCUGACAGAUGCUUGCUCCUCCUUCAGUGCUAAAACUCUUCUGGCCAGGUUCAAAUGUGCAGUUCUCCAAGCACAGCUCUGCAAGGGCACCAGCCGUGCUGUGAUCCCUUGCUCUGACAGCAGCAGCUCCUGCCCUGCUGCUCAGAGUUUUGAUGAGUGUUCAGGGGUUUUCUGAGCAUUGAGUGACAUCUGCCACGUGCCUGUUGCUGGCAGCAGCGAGGUGCUGUGCUGUGUCCCCGUGUGUGGCUGUCACUAAGCCAGCAGUGACACCGCUCCGAGGUGCCCUGGUUCCACCUGCUGAGGGGACAGGGGAGCCCUGGGGGUGCUGUGACACUCAGAGUCACUUGUGUCUUCCCCAAGGAGCAGGCUGCAGCUGCUGUGCUGCCCAGGGAGGACGAGGCAGCACGGCCAGGCUCCCUGUUCCGACAGCUCCUCACCGACGACGAGGACGCGGCGGCGCCGUCGCUCUUCAAGCUGGGCUGGCUCUCGGGCAUGACCAAGUGAGGCAGCAAACAAUAAAACUGCUCUGGCUCUUUGUCUUCA
Molecule: messenger RNA, 3767 nt
Organism: Catharus ustulatus (Swainson's thrush)
Lineage: Eukaryota; Metazoa; Chordata; Aves; Passeriformes; Turdidae
Gene: COG1
Product: component of oligomeric golgi complex 1
Exons: 14
Coding region: 1-2724 (907 amino acids)
Biological process (GO): intra-Golgi vesicle-mediated transport
Cellular component (GO): COG complex; Golgi apparatus
Source: RefSeq, a predicted model, not a curated record